Molecule: messenger RNA, 1192 nt
Organism: Annulohypoxylon truncatum
Lineage: Eukaryota; Fungi; Ascomycota; Sordariomycetes; Xylariales; Hypoxylaceae
Exons: 2
Coding region: 298-1131 (277 amino acids)
Source: RefSeq, a predicted model, not a curated record
GAUGAGCGGCAAAAAUACCACCCCGGAACCUACAGUCAUUUGUCGGCAACAUAAUACUAUACUUCAAUGAAAGCCGACUAAUAUUGUCUGUGGUGUGAGCUUUUUCCCCUUUUUUCUAGCUUGAAUGUCGUUGCGGUAAACCACCCGCAAGGUUGGAUAUCAUUGCGGAAAAAUGAACAGAAGUUCGGGACAAUACGCCAGUCAAGGCCACGCGACGGAAAGCCUGCGCUGCCUGCACUAAGGCAAAGCGGCCGUGUUCCAAACGGUGGCCCUGCUGCGACCGCUGCGAGCGGAAGAAUGUCCCUUGCUGAUAUUCGCCGAUCAAUGCGACCGCGAGAGACUACGCGGCAGCGAACGGCGGGUCGACGGUCACGGGAAAAGUUCCGGCUCCCGCGGAAGAACCGCUCCCCAUACACAUGGUCGGCUUCGAACCGUUCUACUCAUGCGCUGAGGAGACGGACGCCGACGAGACGAACCACCCGUGUUCUCCGGGAUUGGCAAGGGAUACGAAGACGAUUCAGCUGGAGCACGACUGGUUUUACAAACCCGACUCCUGGACGAUCGCGUACACCAGCACGCCCGCGUUUCCCGCCUCGGCCUUCGACAACGCGGCCUGAAGCAGUACGUCGCCACGGCUCAGGCCUGGCUUCGCCAGUGGGCCACGACGGGCAGGUCGCCGUUGAUCCACCACCGCCUGUACAGCCAGAAGAUUCCCCGGUGCUUGCAGGACGUGUAUAUGCUGUUGACGGCUUAUCUCGCGAGCACUCCCGAAAAUUCGGACCUGUGCUUCCAAAUCGUCCGAGAACGCGCGGCGGGCAUCGUUGGGAAGCCCAGAGCCCGCUGCCGGACCCGCUGAAUCACCUUGUUCGCGUGCACGCGCUCUUCGUGUACCAGGUGAUCGGCCUCCUCGACGGCGACAUCGCCAUGCGCGCCGCGGUGGAGAGCCGCAUGCCGACCCUCACGGCCUGGGUGGGCGAGAUGUGGGAGAGCGCAGGGCUCGGCGCGAACCUUUACUCGGCGACGCUGGAUAAACCACCUCACUGGGAGACCUCUGUAACGACUCGACCAAAAUACAUAUAUUCCAAGGCUGCGUUAGUAUACUGCACAGCGAAUAGGGCGACCACAUCUUGAAUUAUACCACCGAAAUCUUAUGCUUACAGCCAUACAAAUGCCACAUUAAAGUCGCUGAAUC